UUCACUUGCUUACAGAAGAGUACGCUAUGCUAUCUCCUGCUGAGCUGGAGGCCAGGGGUAUGAACCUAACCCAGUCGGAUAAGUCCGCUUUGCAGUUAGAAAUCACUGACGCCCAACAGAAAUUAGCAGAGGAAGAUUAUAUUUUUGUUCCGGAAGAAAGAGAAGUAGAGUUAGAUCCCAAAGUUGAAGACCAUGACCCUUCUGGCGCCCAUAAAAGGUCACGUAAAAUUUCUGGAUUACAUCACCUCCCAAACCUGAAGAAACUCAGUUCAUCUUCAAAAGGUGGUUUUUCUCCUCCUUCUCCAUCAUCUUUGACUCCCCCCAUUUCACCUGUGAGCCCUGCAUCACCCUCCCCUCCUUCGCCUCAAUCUGAGCAUGUAAAGAAAAAGGGUCUUUUGUUUAUGCUGAAAUUUUCAUCGAAAUCAAAAUCGUUAAAGGCGAAAAACUACCCAGAAGCUAUCCCAGCACCCGGCGAUGUCCACUUUCAGUCGGCUGCUAGAGACGGUACUCUGAAAGCUGAGCAGCCAAAAAUGCAACGAGCUUUAAGUGUCCCUUCGCAUUUGAACGAAGCUCCUCAGAACCUUCCAGCCAAGUUUCGCCAUGAGAGUGUUCAUGUGGGCUUUCCUACUCCCACCCAAGCUUCCCUUAUUAAUUGGGCAAAUCAGCCGAUGGGUGUGAAGAGAGGACAAAUGACAAGAACUGACAGCUUCCUGACGAAGGCUAAGGAGAAAGCUGAGAAUAUGAGUCAGAAGUUCCAGGCAAAGAUGGACAGUGUCACAAACAACCCAUCCAUUGGUGGUUCCCAGCCAAGCAACCCUAUACAGACCCAACCAGCUGGCUCAUUACAGAGAAGACCAGAGUCCAUUGCUGUGCAGGAGUCUCUGAGCAUGGCCAUUGGUGAAUUGUUCAUGUCUUGCCUUCAUGCGUGGAGCCUAGAUCCUCAGUUGGAUGAUUUGUGUCUCAACAAGCUGGGUCUCCACAAACCAAAGUGUCCGAUCAGCUUCGGCCUCCUAUCACACAGAGGUCACAUGUCGCUCAUGUUGCCUGGAUGGCACCGCCACCAAAACCUGGUUGGGGGUGUCUUGAGAAAAAGUUCAAUUUCCAACAGCACACCAACCCUGUUGCACCAACGGAUGGGUGCAGUGCCAUUUGACAGUGACAUUCCGAAUGAUGACACAGAUAACACUGCUGGAAAACCCCUAGAUGCUUCGCUGUCUCCAGCCGGAGCAAGUGAUCAAAGUGGCCGCUCACCAAAACCAGCGCGGCCACCUUCAGCCCGUCGAACCUCUAGUGUUGUGUCAUAUCAACAGCAGGCGUAUGAUUUUUCUACCAAGCUACGAUGGCAGAUUUCUAGUGCCGUGACCACCCAGCAUCUGUUGAGUGUGAUCUCAGUGGCCAACACAUUGAUGGGGAUGAGUAGAGCAGUGUUUUUACCUGAAUUGUUGCAGCCUUUGAUGAGAAAUAGGAAAGAAUCUGCCGGCAGUAACUUUGGAUAUGACAGUGCAGACAGCACUGGGAUGUCAGAGUCGGAUUCUAUUAAGCAGGGCUGGAGUCUGCUGGCAGCCCUUCAUUGCGUGUUGCUGCCAGAGCUGGUCGGGCCGGAGCACUAUCAGAGUCCACAGCUGGAGAUGUUGGCUCGACGCUGGCAGGACAGAUGUCUGGAGAUUCGAGAAGCAGCACAGGCAUUGCUCCUUGCUGAGCUACGCAGAAUCAAAAAUGAAGGCCGUAAGAAACUCUUGGAUAAGUGGGCACCUUUCUUACCAUCUUACGUGGACCCUGAGUUGUCACUCUUGAGCAACGCUGGAGGAGGCCACAAAGAGGGAGAUGAAGAGGAAGAUGAUGAAGAGGAAGGAAUAUUGGCAGGUGACAUUCCAGCUCACAAACUGUCGGUCUCAUUUGAGAGUCGGCGCAAGCAGGCAACAGCGAUUGUCAUGCUAGGAGUCAUUGGGGCAGAGUUUGGCCAGGAGAUGGAGCCCAGUAGGACCAAACCUGGCGAGGAGACCAAGAAGACCAAAGGCAAGGGCACAGUUGAAGGGUUUAGCCUCUCUAACUAUUCCCUGGCCAGGCAUACAAGCAAGGCACUGAUGUUUCUCCUCCUGCAGCCUCCCAGUCCCAAGCUUCCGGCGUACACCCCCAUUCGCCGCGCCGCUAUAGAUCUGAUUGGUCGAGGUUUCACAGUCUGGGAGCCAUACCUGGAUGUCUCGUCUGUGUUACUAGGUCUUCUGGAGCUCAGUAUUGACUCCAACAAACUGAUUCCCAGCACAACAUACGGGCUUCCGCUGUCGCCAGCUGCUGAUGCCUGUCGGACUGCCCGCCACGCCCUGUCGCUCAUCGCCACUGCUCGGCCACCAGCAUUCAUCAUCACUAUGGCGAAGGAGGUAGCCCGCUACAAUGCCUUGGCUCAGAAUGCCCAGCACCCUAAUGCACAAAUGCAGAAUAUCAUCCUGGUUCGAGCCUCUGCGGAGAUCUUGCAUAUCAUUGAGUUGCUUGUCGAGAAGAUUCCCAAUGAUGUCGCAGAUCUGAUUGUGGAGGCCAUGGAUGUGACCAUGUUUUGUCUGGAUCUUGCAGCUCUCAAAGCUAAGGGACUCCCAGAUCUGUUUCCAGCAAUAUGCAGGUUCAGCAUGGUGGCCUAUUGCCCAAAUACAAAGAGGGUGUGGGUCGGUGCCAAGAAUGGACACCUGGCUCUAUAUGAGCUAAAGCAGCAUGCUAAAUGUCAGAUGAUCUCAGCUCACCAUGGAGCCAUCACCGCCGUGUCGGUGAACCAGGAUGGCAAGUACCUGGCUACAUUUUCUCAUGUGGACAACAAACUCAAGUUCUGGCAGACUGCCUCCACUUCAUUGUUUGGGAUUGGGUCCCAGCAGACGAAGCAGAUCCGCAGCUACUCGACUCCUGCCAUCUCUGUGUCGCCAGUCAGUAACAUCCUGAAACUGGUCAGGCUGGUGUGGAUUGACAAGAAUGUGGUUGUGCUUCUGACUGUUGAUGGACAAGAACUCAAGUACUCGGUUUAA
This is a messenger RNA of Candidula unifasciata, 3008 nucleotides long. The record is from the annotation of a GenBank genome assembly. NCBI's taxonomy places the organism in Eukaryota, Metazoa, Mollusca, Gastropoda, Stylommatophora, Geomitridae.